This is a messenger RNA of Fusarium keratoplasticum, 1020 nucleotides long. Its product is annotated as CBM1 domain-containing protein. Lineage: Eukaryota; Fungi; Ascomycota; Sordariomycetes; Hypocreales; Nectriaceae. The transcript is spliced from 3 exons. The coding region runs from base 1 to 1020 and encodes 339 amino acids. Gene Ontology annotation, biological process: carbohydrate metabolic process. The record is from RefSeq and is a predicted model, not a curated record. Gene Ontology annotation, molecular function: cellulose binding; hydrolase activity. Gene Ontology annotation, cellular component: extracellular region.
AUGCGAACCUCUCUGGAUCAGACCCUUCUCUUUGUCUUGGCGCAAGCCCUCGUCGCCAAGGCGCAGUCAUGCCCUGACAUUCAAAUUUUUGGCGCCCGCGAGACCACUGUGUCUCCGGGCUUUGGAUCCGCUGGUGCACUGAUCGACAUGAUCAAGGCCGAUCAUUCAGGUGCUACCGCGGAGGCUAUCGAAUACCCGGCCUGUGGAGGCCAGUCCUCCUGCGGUGGUGUUCAGUACGGCGAUUCUGCGCGACAAGGCACCGAGGCUGUGGCCACAGCUGUUAACGACUUUCACUCUCGCUGCCCCGAUUCGCAGAUCGUUUUGGUUGGAUAUUCACAGGGCGGCCACAUCAUGCACAACGCCAUCUGCGGAGGAGGAGACUCUGGAGCCGGCAUCUCUGACACGGCUGUUCCUAUCACAGCCAGCGCAGUAGCCCAGGUCAAGGCAGCCAUCCUGCUUGGUGACCCUCGUUAUGUCAGUGGGCUCGCAUAUGGAGUUGGAACCUGCACUUCUGGAGGCUUUGAUGCUCGACCAUCGGGUUUUGUAUGCCCAAACGCUGGUAAGGUUCAGUUGUACUGUGAUGCUGAGGAUCCAUACUGCUGCAACGGAAACGACGCCAACCACCAUCAGCAAUACGUUACUCUCUACGGAACGGAGGCUUUGGCUUUCGUCAACAGCAAGCUUGGCGCUUCUGGCGAAGCUGGUGGAUCCAACGAUGACACUCCCGCUGUGCCAUCAACCGGUAACUCCAAUGAGGGUACAGCUCCCGUUCAACUCUCUACUGGCUCCGGCGAUAGCGCUGGCAGUAGCCCGAGUGCGACCCUUCUACCCCAGGAGACAACCACGGGGGGCAGCAGUGAAGGAGGAAACGGACAGGAACAGGGAAAUGGCCAGGAGCAAGGCACUAACUGCGCCGCUCUAUGGGGACAAUGCGGUGGUCAGGCAUGGACCGGGGCGACCUGUUGCUCGGAGGGAACUUGCAAGCAGUUCAACCAGUAUUACUCGCAGUGCUUGAAUUAA